AUGGUCCUCGUAUCCAACCAGGAGUACCUCGGCGAGGAAGAGAAGCGCCUGAAGGAGGACAAGGAACGCAAGCAGUACUGGAAGAGAUGGGGUUCGUACGUUGCUGAGAGGCAAUGGGCGACUGAUGCAUGGAGCCAUUUCACCCAUGACAUGGCGCGUUCCAGGGCCUUUCGGUGGGGCGAAGACGGUAUUGCUGGCGUCUCGGACUCCCACGGCCUGCAGAACAUCGCCUUCUCAUUCUGGAACGAGAAAGAUGAUUUCCUCAAGGAGAGGCUUUUCGGCUUGUCCAACCCGCAGGGAAAUCAUGGCGAAUCCAUCAAGGAAGCCCAUUUCCAUUUGGACAACACCCCUACGCAUUCGUACAUGAAAUACCUCUACAAGUACCCUCAGCGAAAGUUCCCCUACGAAGACCUCAUCAAGGAGAAUGCCAAACGCUCCAAGCUCGAGAACGAAUACAACAUCAUUGAUACCGGAAUCUUUGAUGACGACAGGUACUGGGACAUCUUCAUCGAGACUGCGAAAGAGGCCGAUAACGCUGAAGAGCUUCUGUUCCGAGUCACCGCCUACAACCGCGGCCCAGAGCCAGCUCCUCUCCAUAUCGUUCCCCACGUGUGGUUUCGGAAUACUUGGGCUUGGGGACGCGAGGAUAUCAAAAAGAAGCCAUCCAUCCGCAAAGUUUCUCCAACGACAGCACACUCAAAACAUCACAAACUGGGUGAACGCUACGUUCAGCUGUCUCCAUCCCCAGGCACUGGACCUAGCGGUAACGAUGUUCAACCCACACAGCUUUAUACCGACAACGACACAAACUACAAAGAGAUCUGGGCAGGCACCAACAAGACUCCAUACGUGAAAGAUGGAAUACAUAAGCGCAUAGUUGACGAGCAGCUGGACGCAGUCAACCCCAAGAACAUUGGCACGAAGAUGGCUGCUUGGUAUGCCUUCGACGAAGGCGAGGGUGUUGCUCCUGGAGAAUGUGCUGUUGUUCGUUUCAGGUUUGGCAAGAGAUAUGAAGGUUUCCUGGACGAGGAGCUUUUCGACGACAUCAUGGAGCAGCGACGUGCCGAAGCUGACGACUUCUAUUAUCGGAUCAGUCCUCUUCCCAUGGCUGAUGAUCUUCGCAACAUCCAACGUCAAGCGCUCUCCGGCAUGCUGUGGUGUAAACAGUACUACCACUUCAUCUGGGACCAGUGGGCCAAUGGUGAUCCUGGAAUGCCGCCUCCACCGCCAGGCCGAAAGACUAUCCGCAACAAGGAGUGGAAGCAUAUGCAUUUGGAUGAUAUUCUUUCUAUGCCAGAUUCUUGGGAAUACCCCUUCUUUGCUGCUUGGGACAGCGCCUUCCAUUGCAUUCCACUGGCUAUGAUCGAUCCAGACUUCGCGAAGAAGCAACUUGACAUCUUCACUCGAGAGUGGUACAUGCAUCCCAACGGACAACUGCCAGCUUACGAAUGGAACUUUGGAGACGUCAAUCCUCCAGUCCAUGCGUGGUCUGUCUUCCGAGUGUUCAAGAUGGAGCGUAAGAUGUAUGGGCGCGAAGAUCUUGACUUCCUCGAGCGCGUGUUCCAGAAGCUACUUCUGAACUUCACAUGGUGGGUGAACCGGAAAGAUGCAGACGGAAACAAUGUCUUCGAGGGUGGCUUCUUAGGCCUCGACAACAUUGGUGUCUUCAACCGUUCUGAACCGCUCCCCACAGGAGGUGUCCUCGAGCAAGCAGACAGCACCGGAUGGAUGGGCUUCUUUUGUCUCAACAUGCUCAACAUGGCCCUUGAACUCGCUAAGCAUCGUCGGAUCUACGAAGACAUUGCGUCCAAAUUCUUCGAGCAUUUCCUGCUGAUUAGCGAUGCAAUGCAGUACCGAUCUGGCGGAGAAGAGAAGCCGCUUUGGAAUGAGCAGGAUGGGUUCUACUACGAUGCCAUCUCUUGGGGCGGACCAUGGAGCCACCAAAUGCCUGUUCGGUCGCUUGUUGGGCUCAUUCCACUCUACGCCACUCUAACCCUCGAACCCGAAAUCAUCAAAAAGUUCCCUUCGUUCAAAAAGCGGCUAGACUGGUUCGUCGAACAUAGGAGCGAAACGGCUACCAGGAACAUCGCAUCCAUGAAGCGCCGUGGCAAGGAUGACCGAAUGCUCCUGUCUCUCGUCAACGAGGACCGACUCCGCUCCAUCUUGGCCAAAAUGCUGAACGAGUCAGAGUUCCUUGCUGAUCACGGUAUCCGUUCUCUGUCAAAGUACCACGAAGAUCACCCUUAUUCGAUGGAUGUCAAUGGCCAGAAAUUCCAAGUCAGCUACAUCUCCGGUGAUUCGGAUAGCGGACUGUUCGGAGGAAACAGCAAUUGGCGUGGUCCCAUCUGGAUUGCGGUCAACUUCCUGCUCAUUGAAUCACUUCAGCGAUUCUACAUGUUCUACGGCAAAGAAUUCCAGGUCGAAUGCCCCACAGGGUCUGGGGACUAUAUGCAUCUAGGGCACGUUGCCGAGGAGAUUCAACAUCGUCUCCAGCACCUAUUCGCUCGCGGUGACGAUGGACGACGGGCUAUCAAUGACGGCAACGAGAUGCUCGACUACGAUCCGCACUGGAAAGACUACCUGUGGUUCCAUGAGUUCUUCGACGGAGAUACUGGUCGGGGUCUGGGCGCAAGCCAUCAGUGUGGAUGGACGGGACUGGUUGCAAAGAUGAUUCAUGACUCUGGCAACACUUGUCGCCUUCCACAAACACCCCGUACACCAACUACAGCGGCGUCCCACUACUUCGACGAUGUCUGGACGACAACAGGAAAGCCCAAGAAGCCGCAUCACCUGCGUCGUUCUUCGACCACACGCUCUAUCGGGAUGCGUAGCGAUUGGGGCGAAACAUCGACUAACGAAGAUGACGAAGCCCAGUCGCCUAUUCAGAAGAACCGUUCCAAUUCCAUAGGCAUCCCCGACGCGGAGGACUUGAAGUACAAGAAAGAAAUGGACCAGCAUAUCCAUACAUAUGUGAGCGAUCAGCUGGAGCGGUUGAGAACCAAGGACUCAGGAGGGGUUCAACCCGAUGAGCUUGAAACUAUGCUCGACGGUCAGGUCGACGGGGAGACGAAUGGUGGCGACAAAAAGAACGGAUCUGGCGGCUACUUCAGCCAUAACAGCCCCUUUGAUCAUGAUGGUUAGAGAAGCAGUGACGAUGCUUUCGGGUCGGUUUUCAUAUUCUCUUAACCUAAGACGCGCGGCGUUCUCUCAUGCAGCGGUUUUCUCCCUAGGACCUAAAAUUACAUCCUUCCCUGAUUUCGUGGCAUUGCAUGAGCCUUAGGCUCGAAUGGGCUUUAGACGGAGCAUUCGUAGACCGAGAAUAGAUUCCUUGCGUUGCUCGUCCU
Mytilinidion resinicola is the source of this 3344-nucleotide messenger RNA. RefSeq lists its product as uncharacterized. Lineage: Eukaryota; Fungi; Ascomycota; Dothideomycetes; Mytilinidiales; Mytilinidiaceae. Gene Ontology annotation, cellular component: endoplasmic reticulum membrane. Gene Ontology annotation, molecular function: Glc3Man9GlcNAc2 oligosaccharide glucosidase activity. Bases 1 to 3141 code for a protein of 1046 amino acids. The transcript is spliced from 6 exons. The record is from RefSeq and is a predicted model, not a curated record. Gene Ontology annotation, biological process: oligosaccharide metabolic process; protein N-linked glycosylation.